This is a messenger RNA of Bacillus rossius redtenbacheri, 893 nucleotides long. Its product is annotated as COMM domain-containing protein 2-like. Bases 113 to 703 code for a protein of 196 amino acids. Lineage: Eukaryota; Metazoa; Arthropoda; Insecta; Phasmatodea; Bacillidae. The record is from RefSeq and is a predicted model, not a curated record. The transcript has 5 exons.
AUGACAGCUGACAAACUCAAUUACAGAUGUUUGUAAACAAACUUUGAGAAGACACGUGAUGGAAGUUGAGUGGGCGUAAAACGUAUUUCAUGUCUUACAGAAUUAUUAAAAAAUGAUUCUUAUAUUGAAAAAUGAUCACAAACAGAACCUUUCGUUACUUAUGUUGCAGCCAAUCCCGGUGUUACAGGAUUUCUGCAAGCUUGCUUUAGAAUACAUUCAGAAAGGUCCCAAUCCAAAACUCUACAAUGUUGCUGCCCAAAAGUUAGAUGUUCAGGUGGAAUCCAUUCGAGGCGCUGUUGAAGGGUUGGUGUUCCUGCUUGUCGAGAGCUGUAGAAAUGAGCUGAGCGAGCAGGACUUCAGGGACUUGGUGCUGGCGCUGGGCUUCGCCGAGGGCCACCAGCAGCAGCUGAGCGCGGUCUACGAGGACAAGAAGGGGGACGUGCGCUCCGCGCUGGCCCAGCUGACCCUCAGGGAGCCCCACUACCGCGACCUCGAGUGGAGGCUGGACGUCCAGCUGGGGUCGAGGGCACUGCGGCAGCAGGUGACCCCGCUGGUGACCAUGAAGCUGUCGCUGGACUCGGGCCGGCAGGUCUGCCUGCAGACGGACCCCGUCAACCUGGCGCACGCCGCCGAGGUCCUGGAGGGGGCGCUGCUCGAGAGCCGGAGCCAGCACUCGCGCCGCGUCGCCCGCAGCUUCGAGUGAGCCGGCGUUCCCCUCCUGGCACGUGCCGCACCGUCACACACCAUUCCUCUCCCAACGACACGGGGCGUGGUACGUAGGUCCUGAAAGUCACGGCACUGAAGGACUCCGUCGAAAAACUGUGGAAAUGUCAUCAAAAAAAAUCUCGGAAAUAAAUGUCACUGUGCUGUAAAUCACAACAUAUUUGAUAUAA